Xenia sp. Carnegie-2017 is the source of this 1357-nucleotide messenger RNA. RefSeq names its product phosphorylated adapter RNA export protein-like. The coding region runs from base 272 to 1156 and encodes 294 amino acids. NCBI's taxonomy places the organism in Eukaryota, Metazoa, Cnidaria, Anthozoa, Malacalcyonacea, Xeniidae. The record is from RefSeq and is a predicted model, not a curated record. The transcript is spliced from 4 exons. Gene Ontology annotation, biological process: snRNA export from nucleus.
UUAUAGCCACGUAUACAUGUAUUGGAUUAAUUUUGUUGGUAAAUAUGAAAUAUUUUCACUUCCAUAUAAAAUUUUAAUAUAAUUUUAUGCGCCUUGGAAAAGUUGUUUGCGGAAAUUAAAUACAAAUUUACUACCAUCUAGCGCAAAAUCCAUCGAGCAGAAAUGCAGUACUUAGGUCAGCGGUUUUAGUGUAAAUAUUGAUAGCAUCUAGCGCUUUGUAAAUCUUUCUUCCGAAGGUAAAUCUUCUUUUUGAGUCCAGAAAUCAUUAGAAAUGGACGAUGUUUUGGAGCUUGAUGUACAUGAAAAUGAAUUUGAUAAAGAAAUCUCUGUAAGAACAAAACAAUCGAGGAAAGAUGAUACACAGAAGUCCACCGUCAUGCCUGAUUUUGAUUCUAGAGAUUUUUUGAGUUUAGAAGAAGCUAAACAAAAACUGCUAAAAAGUUUGGAUGAAAAUGAUUUGAAUAAUGACGCAAUGCAGUGUUCCAGAGGCUCUGUUAAAUCUCGUUUGGGUAUCCGACAUGAAAACGUUGAAUUUAUGGAUUUUUGUGAUGAAACCAGUGAAGCUUCCAAAACAGACAACACUAAAGAUUUUGAAAAUAAAAAUGGUAGAAAAAACAGCGUUCAAAGAAGACCAAAUAUAAAAAAUCUCUGCAGACGUUUGAAGGUUCGAUUGUACGACAAUCCAGUAAAAAUUGGAAAAGAAAUAGCUGAACGACUUGAAGAACAAAAGUUAUCGUUGAUCAUUGAAACUGUCAAAAUGAUUGGUGCAAAGAAAACUGUUGAACUCUUUAACGAGACAAAACGGAUUCAACUAAAUGGAGGAAUGAGAACCAGCAAUGGAGAAAGAAGGCGAACAAGUGGAGGAGUUUUUCUGACAUUGUUGAAGUCUAGUAACUAUGUAACUGAAGAACAAAUUAAACAAAUAUUUAAGGAAGAUGUUUCAAAGAGCAAAGAAGCAUUAAAACGUAAGAAGGUUGCCUAUAAUAAACGGAAAAAAUUGAAACAAGAAAAACUGCUGGAACAACAACAAAAAGACAAAACAAAAUGUAUUAAUGAAACUUUGAUGAAAAAUGAGAACACUUUGAAAGAUGUCUCUGUCAAUGGUUUGUUUGACUCAAAUAGCAUGCAAAUUGAUACUAAGGAUGAUGAUACUUAAUGUAAGUGAUGCUAUUGUUGUGUCUUUGAGUUGAUAAAAUUAUGGUUAAGUGACUGACACCAACAACAAUUUGCUAGUAUAUAUGAUUUCAAACGGUAUUGAAAUUGUUAUCAUCGAUUUCCAGAGUUAUAUUUUUAAAAACAACAUAGCUACUGACGUGUAAAUAAUUGUAUGUACAAAAAUAAAUUUAAACUACACAUA